CUUGGCUUCGCCCCAAUUCCCCAGCAGGCAAACAAGAAGAUCCAUAAUUCCUCGAGCAUUUCAACACACUCACCAAAGCUAACCUAUUCUUUUUGUUUGUUUUUUCUUUCAAUCAUUUAGGCUCUUUAUAGUCUAAAGAAAGAAUGGUGGCCAUAUCCAAGAUUGCAACCGGCAAUGGUCAUGGUGAAAACUCUCCUUAUUUUGAUGGAUGGAAGGCUUACGAGACCAACCCUUUUCACCCCACGGAAAGACCUGAUGGGGUCAUUCAGAUGGGUCUAGCUGAGAAUCAGCUUUGCUUUAACUUCAAAAAGUGGAUAAUGCAACACCCAGAAGCCUCCCUCUGCAGUGCUGAAGGUGUUAACAAAUUCAAGGAGACGGCUCUUUUCCAGGACUAUCAUGGGAUGCCUGAGUUCAGACAGGCUGUUGCAAAAUUUAUGGGGAAAGUGAGGGGAGAUAGAGUAAAAUUUGACCCAGACCGGAUUGUUAUGAGUGGUGGGGCAACCGGAGCUCAUGAGAUGGUUGCCUUUUGCUUGGCUGAUCCUGGUGAAGCAUUUCUGGUUCCCACUCCUUAUUAUCCAGGAUUUGACCGUGACUUGAGGUGGAGAACAGGGGUUGAACUUGUUCCGGUCUUUUGUGAGAGUUCGAACAAUUUCAAGAUCACUAGGAAUGCCUUGGAAAUUGCAUAUGAAAAGGCAAAAGAAGCUAACCUGAGAGUCAAGGGUUUACUCAUAACCAAUCCAUCAAAUCCCUUGGGAACCAUCUUGGAUCGAGAGACAUUAAAGAGUGUUGUGAAGUUCAUAAAUGAAAAGAAUAUACACUUGAUUGGUGAUGAGAUAUAUGCUGCCACAGUUUUCAUGGAGCCCGAGUUCGUUAGUAUUUCAGAGAUUAUUGAGGAAGUCGAGUGUAAUCGUGAUCUAAUCCACAUUGUGUAUAGUCUUUCCAAGGACAUGGGGUUCCCUGGUUUCAGAGUCGGCAUUGUGUACUCGUACAAUGAUGCAGUGGUGAGCUGUGCUCGGAAAAUGUCCAGCUUCGGUCUGGUUUCCUCACAAACGCAGCAUUUAAUCGUGUCGAUGCUAUCUGAUGACGAUUUUGUUGAUAGUUUUAUUGUGGAAAGCAAAGAGCAAUUAUUCAAAAGGCACAAGUAUUUCACUUGGAGUCUUUCUCAAGUCGGUAUUGGUUCUUUGAAGAGCAAUGCCGGGCUGUUCAUAUGGAUGGAUCUGCGUAAACUCCUGAAAGAGAAGACAUUCGAAGCCGAAAUGGAUCUGUGGAAGGUGAUAAUCAACGAAGUUAAGCUCAACGUUUCCCCCGGUUCUUCUUUCCAUUGCAAUGAGCCUGGUUGGUUCAGGGUAUGCUUUGCUAACAUGGAUGACCACACCAUGGAAGUUGCUUUGUUGAGAAUCAGAACCUUCAUGUUUAAGCAGAAUGAGGCCAUGGUUCCACGUAAACUAUGCACACGAAGCAGCCUUAAACUCAGCUUUUCUCGAAGAAGGGAUGAUUUCAUGUCACCAAGCAUCAUGUCACCUCACUCACCCUUACCUCAAUCGCCACUCGUCCUAGCCAGGACUUAAGCAGGAUCAACUCAGAUUUUUCACCAUAUUAUACAGCAUCUAAAUGAAACCUUUCAACAAUUGUAUUUUUUAGGGUCUUUUCCCGCGUGCAAAAAUGCGAGGGGAAAGCUCAACACUGGUGGCACUGCUCAUGCACACAUAUACUAUUCUUGCUUACUUUUCUAUUGUUUAUAUGAAAUACUAAGAAAAAAUAAAUGUCGAGUUGCGAAUUUAUAAGGGUGAUGGAAUUUGCUUU
Hibiscus syriacus is the source of this 1803-nucleotide messenger RNA. RefSeq names its product 1-aminocyclopropane-1-carboxylate synthase-like. Gene Ontology annotation, biological process: amino acid metabolic process; biosynthetic process. The transcript has 4 exons. Gene Ontology annotation, molecular function: pyridoxal phosphate binding; transaminase activity. Lineage: Eukaryota; Viridiplantae; Streptophyta; Magnoliopsida; Malvales; Malvaceae. The record is from RefSeq and is a predicted model, not a curated record. Bases 144 to 1568 code for a protein of 474 amino acids.